This is a messenger RNA of Seriola dumerili (greater amberjack), 9124 nucleotides long. RefSeq names its product histone acetyltransferase p300-like (gene ep300b). The record is from RefSeq and is a predicted model, not a curated record. The transcript is spliced from 32 exons. Gene Ontology annotation, molecular function: chromatin DNA binding; zinc ion binding; histone acetyltransferase activity. NCBI's taxonomy places the organism in Eukaryota, Metazoa, Chordata, Actinopteri, Carangiformes, Carangidae. Gene Ontology annotation, biological process: positive regulation of transcription by RNA polymerase II. Gene Ontology annotation, cellular component: transcription regulator complex; nucleus; histone acetyltransferase complex. Bases 1 to 8541 code for a protein of 2846 amino acids.
AUGGCCGAUAAUGUCCUGGAGUCCGGCCCGCCUUCAGCCAAGAGGCCCAAGCUGUCCUCUCCAGCUCUCUCGGUGUCUGCCAGUGAUGGAAAUGAUUUUGGUUCACUCUUUGACCUGGAGCAUGACCUCCCAGAUGAGCUCAUCAGUUCCUCGGACCUGGGGCUGACCAACGGAGGGGAUGCCAGUCAACUCCAUACCACUCUUGGAGGGGUCGGAGGUGGGAUUGGUGUGGGGGGAGGCCAGGAUGCUGCUGCGAAACACAAACAGCUAUCUGAACUUUUGCGUGCUGGGGGACCAGCACAGCAGGGUGGCCCUGCUUCCAACAGCACAGCGCCUGGGGCUUCCAUGGGCAUGAUGGGGGGUGUCAGCGUUGCCCCCGGUGGACCUCAAGGCAUGCCCCCCCAGGGCCAGCAGCAGCAGCCUGGAUUAAUGCAGCAGGUUGGGAUGGUUGGAGGGGUGGCGGCUCUCAAUCGGGCAGCUGCCAUGAUGGGUGCCCAGAAGGGCAACACUGGACAGCAGCAGCAAGGGCUGAUGGGGGGACAGGUGAUGAAUGGCUCACCGAGAAUGGGCUACCCUGGCAGUGCAGGCAUGGGCAACAAUAGUAACCUGUUGGCGGAAACCCUACAGCAGCAGCAGGGCGGUCAGCCAAUGGGACCAGGGGGUCAAGCAGGGAUGAGACCACAGCAACCAGGAGCACUGAACAAGAUGAAUAUGAUGGCCAACGCGGGCCCCUAUGGCGGUCCGUACGGCCAGUCUGCUGGCCAGGGGCUGCCUGGAGCAGGGCUGGGCCCACAGCUCCAGAAUAAGGCAGGCCUGCCCAACAAUAUGGCCAGUCAGUUCAACAUGGACAAGAAGGCGCCACCGGGUCAAGGCAUGCCUGGGAUGGCCUCUCAGCAGCAGCAACCUGGAGCGGUUGGUGGUGUAUCUGUCGGCGGAGCAGCAGCAGCAGCAGCAGUGGGAGGGGCCCAGGUUGGGCUCAGUGCCGUAGGGGCGGGUCCCGGCGCAGCGCCCCCUACUGCGGACCCCGAGAAGCGGAAGCUGAUUCAACAGCAGCUGGUCCUCUUGCUCCACGCGCACAAGUGCCAGCGGAGGGAGCAGGCCAACGGCGAGGUACGGCAGUGCAACCUGCCGCACUGCCGCACCAUGAAGAAUGUGCUCAACCACAUGACUCAUUGCCAGGCUGGCAAGUCCUGCCAGGUGGCACACUGUGCCUCAUCCAGACAGAUCAUCUCUCAUUGGAAAAACUGCACGCGACACGACUGUCCUGUUUGCCUGCCACUGAAGAACGCUGGAGACAAGAGGAACCAGCAGUCUCUUGUCAACAGUGCAGGGGUUGGUUUGGUGAACUCUUUAGGUUCAGGGGUGCCGGGUGGACAGUCCAACACUCCAAAUCUGAACCCUCCCAACCAGAUUGACCCCAGCUCCAUAGAGAGGGCCUACGCUGCGCUGGGCCUCACUUACCAGGGCAACCAGAUGCCACAGCAGCAACCACAGGCCAACAUGCCAAACCAGGGGCUGCAGGGGCAGCCCGGGAUGAGGACUCUAAACACCAUGGGAGGAAACUCCAUGGGAGUGAAUGGUGGAGUGGGAGUGCAGCCCCCCAACCAGCAGUCCAGCCUACUGCCAGACGCCAUGUUGCACAACAGCAUGAACGCACAGAGUUUGAUGAGUGAUGGUGUGGGGAACCUGGGCUCCAUGCCCACAGCGACUCCUCCUUCUGCUGCAGGCAUGAGGAAGUCCUGGCAUGAAGACAUCACACAGGACCUCCGCAACCACCUUGUCCACAAACUUGUGCAGGCCAUCUUCCCCACUCCCGACCCAGCUGCACUGAAAGACCGGCGGAUGGAGAACCUGGUGGCUUACGCUCGGAAAGUAGAGGGGGACAUGUACGAGUCAGCCAACAGCAGGGCGGAGUACUACCACCUGCUGGCGGAGAAGAUCUACAAGAUCCAAAAGGAGCUGGAGGAAAAGAGGAGGACACGGCUCCAGAAGCAGGGCAUGAUGCCCGGCCAAACUGGAUUACCCUCCUCAGGGCUCCCACAGGGGCCUCCAAGCAUGGGACAGCCGCCCAUGGCCCCGGGGCAACCCCCAAAUGGUCCUCACGCUGAUCCGUCCAUGGCCCGACCAGCUGGACCCAAUCAGAUGGUCAACAGGAUGCAGACCCCAGCAGGAAUGAACCAGUUUGGUCAGAUGGGGAUGCAGUCGAUGGGUCAGAGGUCGACACCUCCUCUUCCUAUUAAUGCUCCAAUGAACCAGAUGGGUAUGGGUGCAACAAGGAUGGGCCAACCCAAUGCCACACAGCUACAGAACCAGUACCUCCCCCCGGGCCAGUUUCCCGGGUCCAGUCCUGGACUUGGUUCUGGUCCUGUUGGCAUGAACCAGCCAGGGCCGCAGACUGCAGUGCCACCGAACCAGAUGUCUACACCGCCUUCCCUCCCAGCCAGCAGCCCUGCACCACAGUCCAACUCUUCUGCUUCAGGCUCUGGAGCCCCCGGGGGCUCCAUGGGGUCUGGUAGUGCCAGUGGUACUGGGCCUCUACCCAGCCUGCCUCCAUCCUCCACCCCCACCCAGCCCAACUCCUACCCUCACUGCCCAUCCAUCCGAACAAACUCCCCGUCACCAGCACGCAGCCUAACGCCUCAGCCCCAUCAAACACCCCCCACGUUACCUCGUUCGCAGACCCCACAGCCACAGACCCCCACAACAACAACAACAACACAACAACAAGCUUCACAGCAACAGCCAUCAGGGCAGACGGUGAACUCGGAGAAGGCCAAUCAGCUUCCACAGCAGGCGCUUGGGGGCGUGGCUUCCUCAGGCCCCCAAGCAGGUCAGCCUUCUUCAGUGCCCAACCAGAAUGCUCAUGUGCCGCUGCAGCUGCCCCAGACCCCACUAUCUGCGAAGCCUUCCCUGACGGCAGAUGGCCAGGUAUCCUCUCCGGCCUCGGUCAACAGCAGUACCGAUCCCAGCUCCCAGCUCGCUCCGGCAGAUGGCCCCGCCCCCAGCCAGGAAGACGUUAAAAUGGAGGUGAAGAAGCAGGAGGAGGACGACGAAGGGGCUGACGCACAAGGAGAGGGCAAGGGGAAGAUGGGCAAAGGUCAACCUGACGUGAAGACGGAGGAGAAACCAGAGAUAAAGAAAGAGAAGUCGUUUGGAGACGGGUGUAAAGGCGAGCCCAUGGACACAUCUUCGUCUUCGGUGCCGUCGUCGGUAGCAACGGGUGAAGACAAGAAGCCGGAGGUGAAGAAAGAGCCCAAAGAGGAAGAGGAGGGUUCAGGGUCAACGGGCACCAACAGCUCCCCAGCCAGCGCUCAGAGCAAGAAGAAAAUCUUUAAGCCGGAGGAGCUGCGUCAGGCUCUGAUGCCCACCCUGGAAGCUUUGUACCGGCAGGACCCUGAGUCCCUUCCCUUCCGUCAGCCGGUGGACCCCCAGUUACUGGGAAUACCCGUACGUAUUCGAACUAGUAACAAAACUAACCUGGACUACUUUGACAUUGUGAAGAACCCCAUGGACCUGUCGACCAUCAAGCGGAAGCUGGACACAGGACAGUACCAGGAGCCUUGGCAAUAUGUCGAGGAUAUCUGGCUGAUGUUCAACAACGCCUGGCUGUACAACCGCAAGACGUCCCGCGUCUACAAGUACUGCUCCAAGCUGGCGGAGGUGUUCGAGACGGAGAUCGACCCCGUCAUGCAGGGCCUGGGAUACUGUUGUGGGAGGAAGUUUGAGUUUUCCCCUCAAACUCUAUGCUGCUAUGGAAAACAAUUAUGCACCAUCCAACGGGACGCCGCCUACUUUAGCUACCAGAACAGGUACCACUUCUGUGAGAAGUGUUUCAACGAAAUCCAGGGCGAGAGUGUUUCCCUGGGGGAUGACCCCUCCCAGCCUCAGACGUCCAUCAACAAAGACCAGUUCCAGCGAAAGAAGAACGACACACUUGAUCCUGAGUUGCUUGUGGAAUGUACCGACUGUGGCCGUAAAAUGCACCAGAUCUGUGUCCUGCAUCAUGACACCAUAUGGCCGUCAGGCUUUGUGUGCGACAACUGCCUCAAAAAGGCAAAUAAGACGCGGAAAGAGAACAAAUACGCGGCCAAAAGGCUUCCCCAGACCAAGCUGGGGAGCUAUUUGGAGUCACGAGUGAACGACUACCUCAAGCGGCAGAUCAACAUUGAAUCUGGCGAGGUCACCAUCCGAGUGGUCCACGUCUCGGACAAGGUGGUUGAGGUCAAGCCGGGCAUGAAGUCCAGGUUUGUGGACAGCGGAGAGAUGUCCGAGUCCUUCCCGUACAGGAUGAAAGCCUUGUUUGCGUUCGAGGACAUCGACGGAGCGGACGUGUGUUUUUUCGGCAUGCACGUCCAAGAGUACGGCUCGGACUGCCCGCCCCCCAAUCAGAGACGAGUGUACAUCUCUUACCUGGACAGCGUGCACUUCUUCAAACCUCGACACCUCAGGACCGCCGUCUACCAUGAGAUCCUGAUAGGCUACCUGGAGUACGUCAGGAGGCAGGGGUUUACGACGGGUCACAUCUGGGCCUGUCCGCCCAGUGAAGGGGACGAUUACAUCUUCCACUGUCACCCAAUGGACCAGAAGAUCCCGAAGCCGAAACGCCUGCAGGAGUGGUACAAGAAGAUGCUGGACAAGGCUGUUGCUGAGCGCAUUGUCCACGAUUACAAGGACAUCUUCAAGCAGGCAACAGAGGACCGGCUGACCAGCGCCAAGGAGCUGCCGUACUUUGAGGGCGACUUCUGGCCAAACGUGCUGGAGGAGAGCAUCAAGGAGCUGGAGCAGGAGGAGGAGGAGAGGAAGAGGGAGGAGAACAGCACAUCCAACGAGAGCACCGAUGCCACAAAAGGAGACAGCAAGAAUGCCAAAAAGAAGAACAACAAAAAGACAAGCAAGAACAAGAGUAGCUUGAGCCGAGCCAAUAAGAAAAAACCAGGGAUGCCCAACGUUUCCAAUGACCUCUCCCAGAAACUCUACGCCACCAUGGAGAAACAUAAGGAGGUCUUCUUCGUCAUCCGCCUCAUUGCCGGCCCCACCGCAAACUCCCUGCCCCCCAUCACUGACGUGGACCCCCUGAUGGCCUGCGACCUGAUGGACGGCCGCGACGCCUUCCUGACUCUGGCCAGGGACAAGCACCUGGAGUUCAGCUCCCUCAGGAGGUCCAAGUGGAGCUCCAUGUGUAUGUUGGUGGAGCUGCACAACCAGAGCCAGGACCGCUUCGUCUACACCUGCAACGAGUGUAAACACCACGUGGAGACCCGCUUCCACUGCACCGUCUGCGAGGACUAUGACUUGUGCAUCACCUGCUACAACACUAAAGGUCAUGAGCACAAGAUGGAUAAGCUGGGGCUUGGGCUAGACGACGACAGCAACAACCAGUCAGCAGCAGCUACCCAGAGCCCUGGAGACUCCCGUCGCCUCAGCAUCCAGCGCUGCAUCCAGUCACUGGUCCACGCGUGCCAAUGCCGCAACGCCAACUGCUCCCUGCCAUCCUGCCAGAAGAUGAAGCGCGUCGUUCAGCACACAAAAGGCUGCAAGCGCAAGACGAAUGGCGGCUGCCCCAUCUGCAAGCAGCUCAUCGCUCUGUGUUGCUACCAUGCCAAACACUGUCAGGAGAACAAAUGUCCCGUCCCGUUCUGUCUGAACAUCAAGCAAAAGCUGCGGCAGCAGCAGCUGCAGCACCGACUCCAGCAGGCCCAGAUGUUGAGGAGAAGAAUGGCCAGCAUGCAGAGGGUGGGGCAGCCGGCUGGAGGGCCACCGGGAGGACCUGUGGUAGGACUUCCAUCACCAGGGAACAACGGUACCACAGCACCCAGUACCCCAACGUCUGGGGGAACCCAACCCCCAACCCCUCAGACCCCAACUCAGACCAUGCCUCCAGUCCAGCAGCAAGGAAUGGGCCCAGGACCUGGAGUCCAGCAGCAGCAACAGCAGCCAGGUGGGAUGCCCUCACAAGGUGGCAUGCCUCCUCAGCACACCCUCCACCACCAGUUUCAGCAGAUUGCAGGUGGAGGUGGUGGGGCUGGAGGGAUGAUGAGUUCUCCCCAACAUCAGCAGCAGAUGCUUGUACAGGUCCAGCAGCAGCAGCAGCAGCAGCAGCAGCAGGGUGGAGCAGGGACCAACCCUCAACAGCUCCAACAGCACCCCAACAAUUUGCCUCCAUAUGCCAGCAGACCCCCGGGCUCCUCCCCAAUCCACCAGUCCCAGGGCAAACCAGUCCUUGGGUCUGCAACACCCCCCCAGCAACAGCCUGGUGCUACUGUCAUGGCUGCAAGCGUUGGGGGCCAGCAGCCUCCGAGCCAGUCGCAGGUCCAGCCUCAACUUCCACCGCAGCAACAGCAGCCUCCCUCUGGCCCCCCACCGGCAGCCGUAGAAAUUGCUAUGAAGAUCCAACAAGUGGCAGAUGCUCAGAGGAAGAUGGCUCUGCAAAGACAGGCAGCUGCAGGCUUGAUGCCUCCCCACCCCCACCAUCAACAGGGUCAAGGUCAACAGAUGAGCAUGGGACACCCGGGGGCAGUAGGAAUGGUUGGACCCCAGGGCAUGGCACCACAGACGGCAGCGGUGGCAGCCGCUCGGGCCCACAUGGAUCAACAACAAGGCGCUCCACCAGGGAUGAUGGUUGGCGCUGGUGGGCCCAUGCAGCAACCCCCUCCGCAGGGUAGUCUGCCCCAGGGCCAGCUCCCCCCUCAGGUGCAGCUUCAACAGCAGAGGAUGGGUGCACCACUUCAAAACCCUCAACAGCAACAACAGCAGUGGGCAAGCCAGGGGAUCCCUCCCCAGCAGAGACAAGCGAUGAUGAACCAAAUGGGCCAUCCAGCCAUGAUGACCGCUCAGCAGCAGCAAAUGCAACAACAACAACAACAACAGCAGCAACAGCAGCAGCAGCACCAACAAGCUCAGGGCCACGCUGCCUUGAUAAACAUGGCGCAACAGCAAGGUGCUGGGGGCGGGGUACCAGGAGGGGCUGUCCCCGUGGGCACCGGUGUCCCAGGGGCAGGUGCCGCUGGUGGGAACAUCCCCCAGGCAGCUCUUCAGGACCUGUUACGGACUCUUCGCUCGCCCAGCUCACCGCUCCAGCAGCAGCAGGUCCUCAACAUCCUGCGGUCCAAUCCACAGCUCAUGGCUGCUUUCAUUAAGCAGAGGGCCUCAAAAUACAAGGGGGUGCAGGGAGGGCCUGGUGGACCAGGUGGUGUGCCGGGAGGUCCCGGUCCCACAGGGGGUCCUGUUGGUAAUGUCAUGGCAGGAGGGGGCCCGCAGGUGAACAUGAAUGCUGCAGGUGCUGGCCAGCCAGGGAUGCACAUGGGGGGUCAGGGAGGGACAAAUGUCAACAUGGCCACUAUGGCCCAGCUGCAGCAGGUGCAGCAGCAGCAGCUUCAGCAGCAGCAGCAGCAGCUUCAGCAGCAGCAGCAGCAGCAGAGGCCGAUGCUCAGCGGGUUACAGCAGCAGCAGGUGGCAGCUCUCCAGCAGCAGCAGCAACAGCAGCAGCAGCAGCAAGGGGGAGGAAGGGGGAUGCAGGGCCAGGGGCCACAGAUGGGAAAUCUCAAUACCACCCAGUUUAGGGAGAUGCUCAUGAGACGGCAUCUCCAGCAGCAGCAGCAACAGCAGCAGCAGCAGCAACAACAACAACAACAGCAGCAGCAGCAGCAAAUGGGAGUAAAUCACGGUCAGUUCCAGCAGCCACAGCCCCCACAGGGGCAGAGCUACAUGGGACAGCCUGGGAUGCAGCCUCCUACAGUGGGACAGGGCCCAGCUGGGGGGCCCCCUCUUGGCCCCCAGCAGCCUGGUGGUCCCCAAGGCCAACAGGGGCAAGGUUACCCGGGGUCAGUGACCCAGCAGCAGGCCACAGCUGCACUCCAGCACAGGCUCCAGCACCAGCACCACCUCCAGAUGCAGCAGCAGCAGAAUGCCAUGGCUGGCCUGCCGGGGGGUGAUGCAGGGCCAGGUGGAGGGGGUCCUCCGCAGCCACCUCAAGGCCCUCAGCCCACUCAGAGUGGCCCCCCACCUUCGUCUUCUCAGGCCCUGCUCCAACAGGCCAUCCACCAAAGGUUGCUCCAGCAGCAGCAUCUGGGCCCUGGGGGGUCACCAGCCCAGCACAGCAAUCCCAUGAGUCCUCAGCAGCCGCAGCAGAUGGCCCAGUCCCCACACCCCCACCUUCAGGGCCAGGCGCUGCCCACAUCGCUGGCUAACCAGGUGCGAUCACCACAGCCGUCUCCCAGACCCCAGUCACAGCCGCCGCACUCCAGCCCGUCCCCGCGCAUGCAGCCUCAGCCCUCCCCGCAUCACAUCUCCCCCCAGAUGCAAACGGGUUCCCCGCACCCGGGCCAUCUGAACCAGCACCACCCAGGUAUGGUGGUCCCUCCACAACAACAGCAACAACCACCAACGCAACAGCAGCAACAGAACUCUAUGGAGCAGUUCGGGUCGGACCAGAGCGCUAUGUUAUCUCAGCUGAGCGGCAUGGCCGGGCUCCACGGGCCGGGGGGCAGCGGUCAGGACCCAUUGGGCCAGAAUCUGAAUCACAACCCUUUAGACAUCAUGUAGGAAUUCUACCUAACGUGUCAAGUUGAGCUGGAGCGCUCGGUGGUUCUUCGCACAAACUGCACUCACCCAGGACAGUGUUAUUGUUAUUACUUAGCCUUUCUUUUUUUAUACUAUUAUUAAAUGUUAUUUAAAAUGUUUUCAAUAAAGACGCAUUGAACUGAACUUCCUAUGGGAGAUGAACAAUAAAUCAAGCAGUCGUUAAAUAAAUUAGAAUAAAUGAAUUGUAAGUUAUUGCUGUUAAUAUAUUUUUUUGCCAAUCGUGGACAAAGAGGGGGCGGGGGGGUUUCUCUAGCUCCUCACCUCCACCUCUUGCAGAAUAGAAGAAAGGCGAUAUUUUCGGGGGUUCGGGGGUCUAUAGGAGUAAUUGCCUUUUUUAAGAAAUGUUUUUAAGGUUUUGAACAUGGUCAAGAAUUAAAGAGGAAAUGAUUUAAUGCAAAGAACUUUUUUAUCAGUUUUGUUUCCCAUCAUUCAGUCUGUCUAUUUCUGUUUUGCAGAGUGAUGUGGAUUAUUAUUAUUAUUAAUGUAAAUCCAAACAUGAUGCAUAUCCUCCUUUUUAAAUGUUUGGGUUUGCUUUAUUUAUUGU